AUGUCCACCCCCCUCCGAAUCGGCGUCCUCCUAGUAGGAACCGUCCAACUCCUCGACCUAUCCGCCGUUGACCUCCUCUACAUGACAACUCCGGAAUACCUCCAAGAAUGCUCUCUCCCCCAACCGUUGAUCGACCUAGGCCGACCCUGCGAGAUCCACUACAUCGCCCACAACGGACCAAACAAAACAGUCAACACGACCUCGCAGAUGUCCCUCCAAUUAACCGACUCACUCACAGACUCUGCCGUUUCCCCCGGAAAGUUGGAUAUCCUGCUAAUCCCCGGUCCCCCGCCGAAAGCUAUGCCGCCAGCAGAAGAAUAUCUCGACUUUGUGCGCGCGCAUUUCGCAGCCGACACGCCGAUCUUGAGUAUCUGCACCGGAGCAUUUAUUAUCGGGUACGCAGGGAUUGUGAAGGGGAGGGAAGUUACGGCGCCGCGGUUGUUGAUUCCUGAGAUGAGGAGGAGAUUUCCAGAGGCGAAGAUAUGGGAUGAUUCGGUUAGGGUUGCUAGGGAUGGAAAUUUGUGGACUAGUGGCGGAAUUACAAACGGACACGACCUGGUUGCUGGGUACCUGCGUGAACAUUACCCUGCCGCUCUGGUGAAUACGAUCCUCGUCGCUGCAGACAUCCCUUCCCGUCCGGCGGCAUAUGCUAGUUCUGCAAGGAGUGAUACUCUCUAUGUGUUGUGGCAGGUGAUUAGGGCACUUCCGAAUCGGUUGUUUAGUGGGAAGUGA
Molecule: messenger RNA, 732 nt
Organism: Penicillium hordei
Lineage: Eukaryota; Fungi; Ascomycota; Eurotiomycetes; Eurotiales; Aspergillaceae
Exons: 2
Coding region: 1-732 (243 amino acids)
Source: RefSeq, a predicted model, not a curated record